Salvia miltiorrhiza (redroot sage) is the source of this 2304-nucleotide messenger RNA. RefSeq names its product DUF21 domain-containing protein At4g14240. Bases 593 to 1972 code for a protein of 459 amino acids. Gene Ontology annotation, biological process: magnesium ion homeostasis. Gene Ontology annotation, cellular component: intracellular membrane-bounded organelle. The transcript has 12 exons. The record is from RefSeq and is a predicted model, not a curated record. Lineage: Eukaryota; Viridiplantae; Streptophyta; Magnoliopsida; Lamiales; Lamiaceae.
AUUUGAAUCUUGAAUCUCAUUAUUCGUAGACAUGAGUUCGCACGUGCUGAUGUCACGUUAUGGACAACAGUGUGUAUAUUUAAGAAGGGUGGGUAGACGGACUAUAUGAGUCUAUAUUUGCACUUGUAAAAAUCCCUAUCAAGUCGAAAGGUUGACCGGCAGUUGCCCCCUCCGUCCAAAAAAGCAGAAGCCGGCCGACCACCACCGCCGCCGCUGGCGAUCGGUUUCGAGAUCGUGCAACGGUGCAACCUAUGUGAAAACUCGACACGUGGCAUCGCAAAAUAACAAAACUACAACUCCCUAGAUACACCCCCACGCCUACCGUGCGUCACCUCUCAUUUGCUCGCUCUGACCGAUUCUAUGUAUGUGUUUAUUUGCAAUAGUGUGGAGGAGUAGUAGAAACGUAUGGCGCUGUUGGAAACAUGAGCUAUGAAUUUCUUAUACUGUCGCUCUCAACUUUUUUAUUUUCAAUUUCUCGCAUAGAAAAGCAGGGAGUUAAAAACGAAGUAGCUUUCCUUGUGCAAUUUUUUCCUAUUUAUUGCAUCUUUUUUUAGCGAAAACUUUCUGUUGCUUGGGUGUGUUUGUGCGUGUGAUGAGUUGGUCGGUGAAUGCGGCGGCGAUGGUGGAGCCGAGAGCGUUCUUCGCCGAUUCCAACGACAUCGAAUUUGGCGAUCCCUGGUGGUUUGUCUACGCCAGCGUUUCGUGUUUCCUCGUUCUCUUCGCCGGAAUCAUGUCCGGUUUGACUCUCGGCUUGAUGUCUCUGGGAAUCGUUGAGCUCGAGAUACUGCAGCGGAGCGGCAGCUCCACGGAGAAGAAACAAGCUGCUGUUAUUUUUCCGGUAGUUCAGAAGCAGCACCAACUUCUUGUGACCCUGCUACUGUGCAAUGCUGCUGCCAUGGAGGCUCUGCCACUAUAUCUGGACAAGCUGUUUCAUCCUGUUGUUGCUGUCAUUCUGUCAGUGACGUUUGUUCUGGCUUUUGGUGAGAUAAUCCCUCAAGCAGCUUGCUCUAGAUAUGGGUUGGCUGUGGGUGCUAAUUGUGUGUGGCUCGUGCGCAUUUUGAUGAUCAUUUGCUACCCGAUUGCUUACCCUAUUGGAAAGAUCCUCGAUUCUGUCUUGGGCCAUCAAGAUGCUUUAUUUAGGCGACCUCAAUUGAAGGCUCUUGUAUCUAUUCAUAGCCAGGAGGCAGGCAGAGGUGGUGAACUUACUCAUGACGAAGCAACAAUUAUUAAUGGAGCACUAGAUUUGACAGAAAAGACAGCUGAAGAGGCAAUGACACCCAUUGAAUCGACGUUUUCCCUUGAUGUGAAUACAAAACUGAAUUGGGAAACUAUUGGAAAAAUCCUUGCGCGGGGUCAUAGUCGCAUUCCUGUGUACUCAGGGAACCCAAAGAACAUUAUCGGACUUCUGCUGGUGAAAAAUCUCCUAACUGUACGAGCUGAAACAGAGACUCCAGUUAGCUCGGUUUCCAUCAGGAGAAUGCCUAGAGUACCGGCAGAUAUGCCCUUGUAUGAUAUUCUCAAUGAGUUUCAGAAGGGCGGCAGUCACAUGGCAGCUGUAGUGAAGGUGAGAGAGAAAGAGAAGAAGCUUCUUCCCUUGGUUGGAGAGAAAAUUUCAACCAAAGGGGAUUCACAAUUGAAAAUCCCGUUGCUGGACAAGUAUGGUGGAGAAGCAAAUACUGUUGUGGUCAACAUCGGGAAGCCUGAGCAAAAUGGAUUUGUGACGUAUAAUUCAAUGCAUGCUGUAGAGGAUGCUGAAGAUGGAGAAGUAAUCGGCAUAAUCACCUUGGAAGACGUAUUUGAAGAACUUCUGCAGGAGGAAAUUGUUGAUGAGACAGAUGUUUACAUAGAUGUACAUAAAAGAAUACGCGUAGCUGCAGCUGCUGCUGCUUCUUCUGUUGCUCGAGCACCUUCGACUCGUAGGCUUCAAAAGCCAUCCGCAGUAUGUCAUGCAGCACUUGUCUUUGCUCCUUAAUCGUGUUGAUUGUGCUCGUGCUUGAUAAUUAGUUUAUCUUCCAACAAGUAAGAAAUAGUAAUUUGAAACCGUAGCAUUUUUCAUAACUGCCAACCUUUUCGCGUUCGCAGGUCGGCCCAGGCAAGCAAUGAUCUCCACACCACAUGUGAAAAUGCAUAGUGUUUGUCUCAUCUACAAUCAACUGUGUUCUAUGUGUAAACCCAGAUUUUCAGACCAAAUUCAAUGUUUGUAAUGCUAGCCAAUAAUUAUGAGCCCUUCUUUUUUGUAGAAUUACAAUCCCGAACCACUUCUUUUUUAGGCAAAAAUAAAUAAAUGAUUAUUAGUUUGAAAUA